Arthroderma uncinatum is the source of this 3030-nucleotide messenger RNA. Its product is annotated as calcium-transporting ATPase sarcoplasmic/endoplasmic reticulum type. Gene Ontology annotation, biological process: calcium ion transmembrane transport; intracellular calcium ion homeostasis. The coding region runs from base 1 to 3030 and encodes 1009 amino acids. Gene Ontology annotation, cellular component: membrane. The record is from RefSeq and is a predicted model, not a curated record. The transcript has 4 exons. Lineage: Eukaryota; Fungi; Ascomycota; Eurotiomycetes; Onygenales; Arthrodermataceae. Gene Ontology annotation, molecular function: P-type calcium transporter activity; ATP binding; ATP hydrolysis activity.
AUGGAUCGAUCGUUCCUCUCUAGCCCGCAAGAGGUGCUUGCGCAUUUCGGAGUGACGGAAGAGCACGGCCUACAGGAAAGCCAGGUGGCUAAAUACAGAGAGAAAUAUGGUUCCAAUGCUCUCGAGGAGGAACCCCCAACGCCGUUGUGGCAGCUUGUUUUGGAACAAUUUAAAGAUCAACUCGUUAUCAUACUGCUAGGAUCGGCCGUGGUCUCCUUUGUACUAGCAUUGUUUGAAGAGGGUGAAGGUUGGACCGCAUUCGUGGAUCCCAUUGUCAUCCUCACGAUUCUUAUCCUAAAUGCGAUCGUCGGCGUAUCUCAAGAAAGCAGCGCUGAAAAGGCCAUUGCAGCUCUCCAGGAAUAUUCAGCAAACGAGGCCAAAGUCAUUAGGGAUGGAGCUAUUCACCGGAUUAAGGCGGAGGAACUUGUGCCUGCGGAUAUCAUCUCGAUAGCCGUCGGUGAUCGCAUUCCGGCCGACUGUAGGUUGUUGGCUAUCCAGAGCAACAGUUUCCGCGUUGAUCAGGCGAUUCUGACUGGUGAAAGUCAGAGUGUUGCUAAGACUACAAAGGCGAUCAAAGACCCCCAAGCCGUUAAGCAAGAUCAGAUUAACCUGAUCUUCUCCGGAACCACCGUCGUGACCGGCCAUGCUACCGCUAUCGUGGUACUUACUGGUGCCAAUACCGCAAUUGGUGAUAUCCAUGAGAGCAUUACUGCUCAAAUCUCGGAACCUACCCCACUGAAACAAAAACUGAACAAGUUUGGUGACACACUGGCUAAGGUUAUCACGGUUAUCUGUAUCCUCGUCUGGCUCAUCAACAUCGAACACUUUGGUGACCCAAGCCACGGAGGCUGGACUAAGGGAGCCAUCUACUACCUCAAAAUUGCCGUCUCCCUCGGCGUGGCUGCUAUCCCAGAAGGUCUCGCUGUCGUCAUUACCACCUGUCUCGCCCUUGGAACCAGAAAAAUGGCUGCCAAAAAUGCCGUCGUGCGAUCCUUGCCUUCUGUCGAAACCCUGGGAAGCUGCAGCGUUAUCUGCUCUGAUAAAACCGGAACACUUACUACCAACCAGAUGAGCGUCGCUCGCGUCGUCUACUUGAAUGAAAACGGGACCGGCCUCGAAGAGAUUCAGGUUGAAGGCACUACCUUCGCCCCUCAUGGCGACCUCAAACAGAAUGGAAAAGUUCUCAAAAAUCUGGCCGCGUCGUCUUCCACCAUCCAACAGAUGACGGAAGUCAUGGCCCUUUGCAAUGAAGCUGAGUUAUCUUACGACUCGAAGACUGAUACCUUUAGCAAUAUUGGUGAACCCACCGAGGGCGCUCUCAGAGUGCUAGCCGAGAAGAUUGGUACCGACGACGUCUCCAUCAAUGCAAAGAUUAGAAGCCUGCCACCUACCGAACGUCUUCAUGCCGCUAGCAAACACUACGAAUCGCGAUCACCUGUUCAAGCUACGUAUGAAUUCUGCCGUGACCGAAAGAGUAUGUCCGUAUUGGCUGGAAAGGGAAGAAGCCAGAAGCUCCUUGUCAAGGGCGCUCCUGAGUCGAUUCUUGAGCGAUGCUCUCACACCUUGGUUGGAUCAGACGGAGAGAAAGUUGCUCUCACCAAGAAACAUAUUUCACUGAUCCAGCAAGAGGUCGCGGAUUACGGCGACCAGGGACUCCGCAUCAUCGCCAUUGCCAGCAUUGUCAAUGUGCCGGAAACUCCCCUGUUGCACAGCGCUCAAACUUCGCCAGAAUACAAGAAAUUAGAGCAAAACAUGACGCUGAUCGGUCUUGUUGGCAUGCUUGACCCACCCCGUCCAGAGGUCCGUCCAUCCAUCGAAAAGUGUCGUGAGGCAGGCAUUCGAGUUGUCGUUAUCACCGGUGACAACCAGCAUACUGCUGAAUCUAUUUGUCGACAAAUUGGAAUCUUUGGUAAAGACGAAGACAUACGCGGCAAGAGUUUCACCGGUAGAGAGUUUGACGAUCUGAGCGAGCAAGGAAAACUCGAAGCUGCCAAAAACGGCCUGCUUUUCUCUCGUACCGAACCAACGCACAAAUCGAAGCUUGUCGACCUCUUGCAGUCAAUGGGACACGUCGUGGCCAUGACCGGAGAUGGUGUUAACGAUGCCCCCGCGCUAAAGAAAUCUGAUAUUGGUGUUGCCAUGGGCUCUGGAACUGAUGUUGCUAAACUCGCAGCCGAUAUGGUCCUCGCCGACGAUAACUUUGCUACGAUCGAAGUCGCCAUUGAAGAAGGAAGGUCUAUUUACAGCAACACCCAGCAGUUUAUCCGCUACCUCAUUUCUUCAAAUAUUGGAGAAGUUGUGUCCAUUUUCCUUACCGCUGCUCUCGGCAUGCCGGAAGCUUUGGUUCCUGUCCAAUUACUGUGGGUCAAUUUGGUUACAGAUGGUCUUCCUGCGACAGCCCUGUCGUUUAAUCCCGCGGACCAUGACGUCAUGAGGCGCCCACCGCGCAAACGAGACGAGCCCCUUGUCGGAGGAUGGUUGUUUUUCCGUUACAUGGUCAUCGGUAUCUAUGUUGGUGCCGCCACGGUAUUUGGAUAUGCAUGGUACUUCAUGUUCAAUCCAGAAGGUCCUCAAAUUACCUUCUGGCAACUGUCUCAUUUCCACAAAUGUUCCAGCCAGUUCUCUGAAAUUGGCUGUGAGAUGUUUAGCAAUGAUAUGUCUAAAUCUGCUUCGACCAUAUCCCUCUCCAUCCUCGUUGUGAUUGAGAUGCUAAACGCCAUGAACGCGCUCUCCUCCAGCGAAUCGCUCUUCACUUUCCCACUAUGGAACAACAUGAUGCUUGUCUACGCCAUCAUGCUCUCCAUGUCCCUUCAUUUCGCCAUCCUAUAUAUCCCCUUCUUACAAAGCCUGUUCAACAUUUUGCCACUCAAUUGGCUUGAGUGGAAGGCUGUCUUGGCUAUCAGUGCGCCAGUCGUGGUCAUUGAUGAAUUCUUGAAAUACCUGGAGAGAGUUCUUUACGUGACCCAUGCUACCCCGGACCGCAAGGAAGAAUACCAAAACGGGUCCAACAUAAAGCCAAAGAAAGCGUGA